AUGGAUACGCCGGCCCAGCGGUGCGCGAAAUGCCCGCGCCGUGUUGAAGACUUCGGAAUGCAGCUGGAAGGGGCCAUGAUACUUGGGCGGAACGGUGCGCGGGCCGCGUGCGAAGAGCUACGUGGUGAGGCAAAUAUUCAACGCUGCCAAGAUCAGGUGGUGAAGGCGAUGAAGAUUGGGGUGGAGAUCGUCCAGCGCAUGUUCCCCCGCGAGAUCAACCGCACUCGUUCUGGCAGCCCCGCUCUGAGGACAUGGAGUUGUGUCCAAUGCGAACAGUCGCUGGACUUGCUCAAAGACCUCUUCGGUCGUCACCUACUGGCCUUCAACACCAUUAUUCCGGAAUGGCUGUGCCAGAAAGGCGACAUCACCGUACGUCAAAAGACGUCUGUGAUGCGGACUUACGAUGCGUAUGGUGAAGGGCCACCGGAUCUGCUCGCUUCCUCUGCUCGCCCUCAACGGCCUGAUCGCCCUCGUCAACACCAAAAUCCUAGC
Messenger RNA from Mesorhabditis spiculigera, 492 nucleotides. Lineage: Eukaryota; Metazoa; Nematoda; Chromadorea; Rhabditida; Rhabditidae. The record is from the annotation of a GenBank genome assembly.